UUGCCUCCGAUCCCACUCUACGACGAACGGGAUGUUAGCUGGCCUGUGGGCGCGCGGUGUCGCCCUCGAGUGCCGUUUGGCGACCCUCACCAAGCUUCCGCGCCAAAGUUCGAUCCGGGCUCUCCACCAAGCCACCUCGAGGCCUUCCGCCCUCUUGACUGCUGCCGCUGCUGCACCGCGGACAUGGAACAAGCCAUCCAGUCUGCUGAGCUCUGCGAGAGCAUUUACUCGUAAAGCAGCUGGUCCUCGCCGCCUCUUUGACCCUCGGUUCUUCUCCGCGAACGCUGCUCAGGCGGAAGCAGCCGCGGAGCUCCCGGUGCUCUCCCCUCCAGCGGUCGGAGGGUGGUUGCUCGGCUCGGCGGGCCUGGUAUUUGCUAUCAUCGUUGUCGGAGGGAUUACCCGCCUCACCGAGUCUGGCCUGAGCAUAACGGAAUGGCGUCCGAUAACUGGUGUGCUCCCUCCCCUGUCCCGCGCGCAGUGGGAGGAAGAGUUCGACAAGUACAAACUUACGCCGGAGUUCAAGCUGAUGAACCAUUCGAUAUCGCUCGAGGAGUUCAAGGGCAUCUUCUUCUGGGAAUGGUCACACCGUGUCCUCGGCCGCAUCAUCGGUGUCGGCUUCGUCGUACCUCUGGCCUACUUCGCCCUCCGGAAACGUCUCACUGCGACCCUACCCAAGCACUUGACCGCCAUGGCCUUCCUCAUCGGCGCUCAAGGCGCCCUCGGGUGGUACAUGGUCAAGUCCGGUCUGGAGGAUUCGCUCAUGGACACCCCAGGAGCCGUCCCGCGCGUGUCGCAGUACCGGCUCGCCGCCCACCUGGGCACGGCGUUCGUGCUGUACGCAGGCAUGUUCGGUACAGGUCUCUCAGCGAUCAUGGAUUGGCGGUAUGCGAACAAGGGUGUAUGGAGCGGCUUCAAGGAGAACGGUGCUAAGUGGCAGGAAGUGCUUCAGAACCCCCACGUUAAGAGGUUCUCGCGGGGUGCCAAGGGCUUGACCGCGCUCGUCUUCCUUACCGCACUCUCCGGCGCGUUCGUUGCAGGCCUCGACGCUGGUCUUCUCUACAACGAGUUCCCGCUAAUGGGCGGUCGCCUUGCUCCUCCGGCAGACGAACUUCUCAACCCGGCCUACUCUAAGAGCGCAGACCAAUCCGACAUCUGGUGGCGCAAUAUUUUCGAGAACCCGACGACCGUGCAAUUCGACCACAGAUGUCUGGCAAUCACGACCUACGUCGCUACUGGACUCAUGUAUGCGGCGACAUUCAACCCCGCAUUGCGGGCCGUCCUCCCUCCUUUGACGAAGCGGAUGGCGACCUCCGCGUUCGCGAUGGCCAACAUCCAGGUUCUGCUCGGCAUCUCUACGCUCCUAUACCUGGUACCUAUACCUCUCGCGGCGGCGCAUCAGGCCGGCAGUGUAGCGCUGUUGACCACCAUGAUCCAUAUUCUUGUCUCCUUGCGGAGACCGGGGGCUGCUGCAAGGGCAUGGAGACAGGCCUUGCAACGGGCCAAGAAAACUGCGUAGAUUUAUACAUCAAAUUCCAGGGACAUAUCCUUAGAGCACAUAUAAUUAUCGCUAUACUCGCUUUGCUUUGCCAUACACUCAACUCAAUCAUUACAUACGACCCCUGUACUUGCAGCUUACUCUUUUGAGGGACCAUCCUGGCAAGAAACAUAA
Messenger RNA from Trametes versicolor FP-101664 SS1, 1669 nucleotides. Its product is annotated as COX15-CtaA-domain-containing protein. Bases 32 to 1516 code for a protein of 494 amino acids. Gene Ontology annotation, biological process: heme A biosynthetic process. Gene Ontology annotation, molecular function: oxidoreductase activity, acting on NAD(P)H, heme protein as acceptor. Gene Ontology annotation, cellular component: mitochondrial inner membrane. The transcript is spliced from 4 exons. Lineage: Eukaryota; Fungi; Basidiomycota; Agaricomycetes; Polyporales; Polyporaceae. The record is from RefSeq and is a predicted model, not a curated record.